AUGCUUAUUCCCCAAAAGGGGCAAAUAACGGUUGAACUUAGCAACAGAGAAAGUUAUAAUUUAAAAGAAAUUAAUUUAGACCAGUGGCGAGUUAAUAAUGUUGCUUACGUUACUCAUGAUACUUUGGUUGAAGAAGGUUCGACCGGUCAAAAACAAUUAACUAAUAUUAAUAAUAUUUUGGCAACCAAACAAGGGGCAAAUAUUUUUCUUUUUGAUGAAGCCGAUAACGCUUUGGAUGAGACUAAUAAAGAGGAUUUCCAAAAUAAGUUAAAGGAAUUAGUGCUUCAGUGGAUAGAAUAUUUGAUUGCGGUUCAAAUGGUCGGAGUUCUCAAUGGUGAAACUGAUAAAAAUUUAACUUUUCCUCAUGAUAAUCCACCACAAACUAAUUCUAUCCCAGACAAGCAAAAUAGUAAUUUUCCCUUAGCAAUAACAAUAAUUAUUACUGCUGUUAUUAUGGUAGUGGGAAAAAACUGCUAUGUUUUGGAAAAAAAUAACGACCUAAUUAUUGUUGAUUGUGGGAUUAAAUUUCUCAAUGGCAGUAAUUUAGCCGACGGCACUAUUCCUAAUUUCUCCUACUUAGUGGAAAACAGAAAAAAAAUAAAGGGUUUAUUUAUUACCCACGGUCAUGAGGACCAUAUUGGUGGUAUUUCUUACUUGUUGCAAUUAAUUCCUACUAUCCCCGUUUAUGGUUCCGAGUUUUCUAUUUCUCUUUUGAAGCAAAAACUACGCGGAGAAAGCAAAGAAAAAACUACUAUUUUUCAGGAUGAUACAGUAAUUAAUACCGGCGAGUUUCGCCUAAAAUUUUUUCGGGUAACUCAUUCUAUCCCUGGCUCUUUUGGAAUUAUAAUUGAGAUUGGGGAAAAAACUGAUUUGUUUAAACUAAUGGAAUACGGGAAAAAAGGAGUCGAUUUGCUGUUAAGUGAUUCGACUAAUGCCGAAGUGGAAGGCACCACUCCUUCCGAAACAAAAGUUAUCGAAAUUGCUCAAAAAACCCAGAAAAAGAUUGUUCUGCUCGGUUCUUCUUUAUUAAAAAUGAUGAAAGCCAUUCAAAAAGCUAGUUUAUGGAAAAUAGAUAGUUCUAUUUUUCUAAAAGCGGUAGCGAUUAGUAAAACACCGAAUAAUAAACUAAUUAUUUUUUGCACUGGUUCCCAAGGUGAAGAAAGAGCCGUUCUUAGUCGACUGGCUCACCAAAAUUAUCCCGAUUGGAAAGUAGCGGCUGGCGACUCAAUUAUUCUCACUUCUUCCCCGAUUAUGGAUAAUAAAUCCCAAGUGGAAAUAAUUAACAACAAGUUAUUUACCUUAGGAGCAAAAAUAUAUGAAAAUAAUAAGGAAGACUUGCUUCACGCCUCCGGUCAUGCUUGUCAAGAAGAUUUAAAAUUAAUGUUGAAAUUGGUUAAUCCCAGUUAUUUCAUGCCUUUCCAUGGUAAUUUUCGAAUGCUAAAAAAACACGGACAUUUAGCCCAAGAAUUAGGCCUGCCUAAAGAAAAUAUCUUAGUUUGCCAAAAUGGAGAAGUAGUGGAGGGACAAGAUAAGAAGUUUUUUUUGAGUAAGACACAAUUGUCAGUUCAACCUAAUUACGUUCUCGACGGCAAACUACUUCCUAAGGAAGAAAUAAACCACAAUUUAUCUUUAAGGACCAAAAUGUCCCAGGGCGGAGUAAUUUUAAUUGUGAUUUUCUACAAUAGAAAAAAAGCCAAAAUUACCGAACCACCUUAUAUUUUUACUUAUGGAUUUAUUAAUAUGCAGAAAAGCAAAAAUUUAACUGAUAGUUGGAAGAAAAAAAUUAAUGACUAUAUCGAAAAUAAUAAUAGUAAAAAAGAUUGA
Entrophospora sp. SA101 is the source of this 1824-nucleotide messenger RNA. The record is from the annotation of a GenBank genome assembly. Lineage: Eukaryota; Fungi; Glomeromycota; Glomeromycetes; Entrophosporales; Entrophosporaceae.